UCGCUCUCGCGGUACUUUGAUGUCAUCCGCCUGUCGGAUCUUGCGGCGCCGUAUCAAGUCGAACAAGCCUCAAAACUAUGUUCUUUUUGGACAGGGGCAUGUUCAAGCUCAAAUCGGUGCGCAGCGUUUUCUCUUGUUUGGUGGGUGUGUCAAGAAUGUCGGCCCAAUCAGCAGCAACAUGUAAAUAAUCCACGCGGUAUUAAAGAGACAGCUCGAUCGCACAAUGGGUCCAAGUAAAGUCGUUUAAAUGUGUCCGCUGCAGCUCGGUACACGCAACAAUUGAAGAUAUUAGAAGAGAUGUAUUUUGCACUAUUCAACACGUAUUUAUACCGAUUUAAUCAGGCUCCGAAAAAUCUUCAAAAAUAACUCAAAGAAUGGCCUUCUCAGCAGCAAUAGUUAAACUCUUGCGUCAUCACAACAGGGUGUUCAACCGCACCACCGUUUCCGUUUAAAAAACGUUUUGCAACGUUCUGUCGGGGCUGAACGCAGCCCAGGUAAACUUUUGUAAUGUUACGUCAUUUAGUUAUUUUUAAAAGAUAAGCACAACACAAUACCCAAAUCACCAAAAUGAUUUUAUCAUACAUUUCUAAUGCACAAAUUACCUUAUUAUAAAGACAUAUAUUUCUCAAAUAUUUAGUAGUAGAAAAUACAGUUUCUGUAAAAAUCAUUACAAUAGUAUUUCAGAAAACAUAAGUGAAAACUUUUUGCAUUUCAUAGCCUACUAAACAAAGUAAAAUCGUAUAUAACUGUCCAAAGUUGUUAAAGGGAUACUUCACCCAAAAAUGAUCAUUUACACACCUUCGAGUUGUUCCAAAUCUGUAUAUAUUUCUUUGUUCUGAUGAACACAGACAAAGAUAUUUGGAAGAAAUACAAUGGUAGUCAAAAGUGCCCCAGAACUGUUUGCUGUCCUACGUUCUUCAAAAUGUCUUCUUUUGUGUUCAACAGAACAAAACAAGUAUAAAGUAAUUUUUCCUACUAUCGGAGUCAACAUCUGUCUAAGCAUUCUUCCAAAUAUCUUUCUCUGUGUUCAUCAGAACAAAUAAAAUUAUACAGAUUUCAUAACUCGAAGGUGAAUAAAUGAUGACAGAAUUUUCAUUUUUGGGUGAAGUAUCCAUUUAAAUCUAUCUGUAAGUCAUUAAAAACAUUCUGCACGAGGAGUUGUUGUUUUUUCGCUAACAGGAUUUUUAACAGUUAAACAAGCUAUCUGUGCUUUUGUCAAUGUCAAUUACAUUUGCAAUUCGCAUGAGGAUCAAUGCUUCUUUGACACGUCAGAACUCGGAACGACAAAUCUGCAAAAGUUCCUUACGGAUGAAAUAAAGUGUAACACUGUCUCACGAGUUUCAUUACAGUACACUCUCUAGUAUUUUUAUUUUCUCAUGUCGUUAUAAUUAAAGGACGACAUAUUCUAACACAGAGGGGAAAUGAAUGAAGAAAGAACUUUGUCUGAAUAUGCAAGUAUUACUCCAUCUAGAAAUGAAUGUGUAUACACCAGCUGUUACUGUGAGGAGAAUGUGUGGAAAUUGUGCGAAUAUAUAAGAGAUAAGGGGACUUGCUCUUUGGAUGAAGUGUAUGCUGUCUUUAUAUCUAAUGAAAGAAAAAUGAUACCCAUUUGGAAACAAAAAUCCAGUCGAGGAGAUCAACCAGUAAUAUGGGAUUACCACGUUAUUUUGCUACACAGAAGUAAACAAGGACAAAGCUUUAUCUAUGAUCUAGACACAAUUCUUCCCUUUCCUUGUUUAUUUGAUGUAUAUUCAAGGGAGGCCUUCAGAUCUGAUGAGCAUUUAAGGCCUGAUUUCUGGAGGAAGCUUCGUGUAAUACCAGCAAACAUCUACCUACAGAAGUUUGCUUCUGAUCGGUCACAUAUGAAGCAUUCUGAUAGCAGCUGGCGUAUGCCACCUCCUGCAUAUCUUUGUAUUGAGACAUCAGACUGUAAAAUGAAUCUUGAAGACUUUAUAUGCAUGGAUGUAAGAGUGGGCUAUGGAGACGUUUAUGAACUUUCAGCAUUUGUUCCACACUUUGGAGUAAAAUAAUAUGGUU
Triplophysa rosa is the source of this 2037-nucleotide messenger RNA. RefSeq names its product N-terminal glutamine amidase 1 (gene ntaq1). The record is from RefSeq and is a predicted model, not a curated record. Gene Ontology annotation, molecular function: protein-N-terminal glutamine amidohydrolase activity; protein-N-terminal asparagine amidohydrolase activity. NCBI's taxonomy places the organism in Eukaryota, Metazoa, Chordata, Actinopteri, Cypriniformes, Nemacheilidae. Gene Ontology annotation, cellular component: nucleus; cytosol. The transcript has 6 exons. Bases 1422 to 2030 code for a protein of 202 amino acids.